Molecule: messenger RNA, 2991 nt
Organism: Nannospalax galili (Upper Galilee mountains blind mole rat)
Lineage: Eukaryota; Metazoa; Chordata; Mammalia; Rodentia; Spalacidae
Gene: Rad54l
Product: RAD54 like
Exons: 18
Coding region: 553-2793 (746 amino acids)
Biological process (GO): double-strand break repair via synthesis-dependent strand annealing; reciprocal meiotic recombination
Cellular component (GO): nucleus
Molecular function (GO): ATP binding; DNA translocase activity; ATP-dependent chromatin remodeler activity
Source: RefSeq, a predicted model, not a curated record
UGUUAACGCGCGCUUUAGGAAGUGGAAGGUUGAGGGGACGCUUCCUGCUGCUGAACCCCGGUCUCUGCCUCUCUCUUCUGCCUUCCCUGAUUCUCCGCCUCCCAACCUGGAGCUUUUCCUCCUCCUCUCGGGGCACGUCCCUCACCUCCCUCUGUUCAGGUCUUGCGGCGUCACUGCAGCCCUGGUAAACCCCCACCUCCCUCUUCCGCAUUCAGGUGCCUCGUUCUCGUACUUUAACGACCCCUACUUCUUUUAACGUGGCCGGUGGUACCCCUCAUGCUCUGCAGUUAGCCCCCAACCCUGCUGGAUUAUUCUGACUCCACUCUGCGCAUUCUCCGACUUCACCGUCCACUCCCAACCUAGAUUUAUAGUCUGGAGUCUUCCGCUUUGAAUCUCUUUCCUCGGGUAACUGGCGACAUCCCCAAUUUGGACCCAAGCUCCAGCCACUCGGAGAGUCACCUCCACCCAUGCGGACUCUAAGUAGCCAAUCUCAGUAAUAUAGGACUUCUCUACAGCAGGCUGAUGGGUACUUGAUAUGCGUCUAGGCCCAGGAUGCGGAGGAGCUUAGCUCCCAGCCAGUUGGCCGGGAAGAAACCUGAAGGCAUAUCGUCUGAUGAAGACUGGCAGCCUGGGGCAGUCACUCCUAAGAAACGGAAGUCCAUUAGUGACACUGAGAUCCAGCAGUGUUUCCUGUCUCCUUUUCGGAAACCUUUGACUCAGUUAAUCAGUCGACCACCCUGCCUGGAUAGCAGUCAACAUGAAGCAUUUAUUCGAAGCAUUUUGUCAAAGCCUUUCAAGAUCCCCAUCCCAAAUUAUCAAGGUCCUCUGGGCUCGCGAGCAUUGGGCCUGAAAAGAGCUGGUGUCCGUCGUGCCCUCCAUGACCCUCUGGAAGAAGGUGCCUUAGUUCUGUAUGAGCCUCCUCCACUGAGUGUCCAUGACCAGCUGAAGCUCGACAAGGAAAAACUUCCUGUCCACGUGGUUGUUGAUCCUAUUCUCAGUAAGGUGUUGCGGCCUCAUCAGAGAGAGGGAGUGAAGUUCCUGUGGGAGUGUGUCACCAGUCGCCGUAUCCCUGGCAGCUAUGGAUGUAUCAUGGCUGAUGAGAUGGGUCUGGGAAAAACACUACAGUGCAUCACAUUGAUGUGGACACUUUUGCGCCAGAGUCCAGAGUGCAAGCCAGAAAUUGACAAAGCAGUGGUGGUGUCGCCUUCCAGCCUGGUGAAGAACUGGUACAAUGAGGUUGGGAAAUGGCUUGGAGGGAGGAUCCAGCCUCUGGCCAUCGAUGGAGGAUCCAAGGAUGAGAUAGACCGAAAGCUGGAAGGAUUCAUGAACCAGCGUGGAGCUAGAGUGCCUGCUCCCAUCCUCAUCAUUUCCUAUGAGACUCUCCGCCUUCAUGUUGGAGUCCUUCAAAAAGGAAGUGUUGGACUGGUUAUAUGUGAUGAGGGGCACAGGCUCAAGAACUCUGAGAAUCAGACUUACCAAGCACUGAACAGUUUGAAUACCAGUCGGCGGGUGCUGAUCUCUGGGACCCCCAUCCAGAAUGAUUUGCUUGAAUAUUUCAGCUUGGUACAUUUUGUUAAUUCAGGCAUUCUGGGAACUGCUCAUGAGUUUAAGAAGCAUUUUGAAUUACCAAUUUUAAAGAGUCGAGAUGCAGCUGCCAGUGACACAGAUAGGCAGCUAGGGGAGGAACGACUGCAGGAGCUUAUCAGCAUUGUGAGCAGGUGUCUGAUAAGGAGGACAUCUGAUAUCCUCUCUAAAUAUCUGCCUGUGAAGGUUGAGCACGUGGUUUGUUGUAGGCUGACACCACUUCAGACUGAGUUAUACAAGAGAUUUCUGAGACAGGCUAAGCCUGCAGAAGAGUUGCAUGAAGGCAAGAUGAGUGUGUCUUCCCUUUCUUCCAUCACCUCACUAAAGAAGCUUUGUAACCAUCCAGCUCUAAUCUAUGACAAGUGUGUAGCAGAGGAGGAUGGCUUUGAGGGCACUUUGGACAUCUUCCCUCCUGGUUAUACGUCUAAAGCUGUAGAGCCACAGCUGUCAGGUAAGAUGCUGGUCCUUGAUUAUAUCCUGGCUGUGACUCGAAGCUGCAGCAGUGACAAAGUAGUACUGGUGUCUAAUUACACCCAGACGUUGGAUCUCUUCGAGAAACUCUGCCGGGCUCGAAGGUACUUGUAUGUUCGCUUGGAUGGUACGAUGUCCAUUAAGAAGCGAGCCAAGGUUGUGGAGCGCUUCAAUAGUCCAUCGAGCCCUGAUUUUGUCUUCAUGCUGAGUAGCAAAGCUGGAGGCUGUGGCCUUAAUCUCAUUGGUGCUAACCGACUGGUCAUGUUUGAUCCUGACUGGAACCCAGCCAAUGAUGAACAAGCUAUGGCCCGAGUCUGGCGUGAUGGUCAAAAGAAGACUUGCUAUAUUUAUCGCCUGCUAUCUACAGGAACGAUUGAAGAGAAGAUCUUUCAGCGGCAGAGCCACAAGAAAGCACUGAGCAGCUGUGUGGUUGAUGAGGAGCAGGAUGUAGAGCGGCACUUCUCUCUUGGUGAGCUGAAGGAGCUGUUUACCCUGGAUGAAGCCGGCCUCAGUGAUACCCAUGACAGGCUGCAUUGCCGCCGUUGUGUAAACAGCCGCCAGGUUUGGCCACCCCCCAAUGGUUCUGACUGCACUUCAGACCUGGCUCAGUGGAACCAUAGCACUGAUAAGCGGGGCCUCCAAGAUGAAGUACUCCAGGCUGCAUGGGAUGCUUCCUCUACUGCCAUCACCUUUGUCUUCCACCAGCGUUCGCAUGAGGAGCAGCAGGGUCUCCACUGAUAACCAGCUGGUCUGGGUAUAGCUGUUAGAGGAAGGAUACAGGAAAAGGGAGUUCUCUGCCCCACAAAGCUCUGCUGAAUUUUGUUCUCUGGGAGAAAAUCAUCAAGAAGGGCUGUGUGAUGUUUGCCCCAAGUUUAUUUUAUAAGAAAAACUUUUUGGUUUAAAAAAAAAAAGAAAAGAAUAAAGGUAUGAAAGGAA